AUGGCCUCUACCCGGCAGUUAAACGUGUACUUGUUGCUGUUGUGUCUGCUCGUCUCCACAGUCCACGGCUGUUUCCUCAAUUCGUGCCCCUACCGGCGGUAUGGACGCACGGUGCAGUGCGCUUCAUGUGGCGACCACCACGCGGGCAUCUGCACGUCCGAAGGCCAGUGCUGCGUGCAUAACAAAUGCUUCGAGACGCCAGAAUGCACGUCGCGCGACAUUUGCCCAUCUGGGUUUUGCAAGAUUCUAAUGCACAACGGGUUCUGCGUCGCGCCAACACUCUGCUGCACUAAUGAGAUUUGUCAGCGCAGUAUGCAGUGUGCA
Mesorhabditis spiculigera is the source of this 324-nucleotide messenger RNA. The record is from the annotation of a GenBank genome assembly. NCBI's taxonomy places the organism in Eukaryota, Metazoa, Nematoda, Chromadorea, Rhabditida, Rhabditidae.